UCCGCUCACUAGAGGGCGUCGUCAUUUCCGGCGGCUGCCGGUCAGUCCCGGAAACACGUCACUCUGCCGUGAAAACAUCUGCUCCACGUGAAGGAGAGCUCCCACGUCCCGGUCCGGUUCUGUAGCUUCAGCACCGACAUGGAGGACGUCAACCCGCUGCCGGAGGGACGAAAGGCGGCCAAGAAAAGAGUUCGGUCCGACCCGGCAGGAGAGGAACGGAACCGGCGCAAGAACGCCAGGAAGCUGGCGGUUUUGGGCGCGGAGGACGAGGCGGUUCAGCGGCUCGAGGCGCAGGUGUUCGGGACCGAGCACGAGCUGCUCGACAGGCUCGCGCAGGGGGAGGAGCUUGGAGCCAGCCUCCUCGAGGCUGAGCCUGAAGGGGAGUCUGAGAGCGAGGGGGAGGAGCCAAGGCGGCCCAGGGCGCCAGCGUGGGUGGAUGAGGAUGACGAGCGCGUGGAGGAGGUGGACAUGACCCAUCGCUACCGCAGGAGCCUGGUCCGAGGGGGGGCGGAGUCUAGCAUGACCACGGAGCGGUUGCAGCGGCGGAUGAGGGAGGAGUUCCAGAAGUCCAUGGGGGGAACGCCGUUGUGGGCGGAGCCCGGCCGCCGGAGGAAGACAGCCCCUGAGGAGGAGGAGGAGGAGGAGGACCUGCUGAGGAAGACUGGGAACCUGUUGGCGUCCUCAGACAGCCUCCCCAGCGGCGUCCUGAAGAUGAAGAAGUGUCUCCACGCCAACAGUGCCCGCCCCUCAGAGAACCGGCUGACCGCCGUUCAGUUCCAUCCCUCCGCCCAGGUCGUCAUGACAGCCGGCCUGGACCAGUCCAUCUCACUCUUCCAGGUGGAUGGAAAGAGUAACCCAAAGAUCCAGAGCAUCCACCUGGAGCGCUUCCCGGUGCACAGAGCCGCCUUCAGCUCGGACGGCGAGUCUGUGAUCGCCACCAGCCUGAGGAACCGCAUGUUCUACGUGUACGACAUGAUGGAGGGCCGCGUCUCGCCAGUGCACAGCGUCAGAGGUCUGAACGAGUCCAGAGUGAAGGAGUUCUCUGUAUGUCCUGACGGGGGCGCUCUGCUGCUAACCGGGACCGGCGGAUACCUGCACCUGCUGACGCUCAAGACGAUGGAGGUGGUCCGCAGCAUGAAGAUCAACGGGAACGUCAGCGGCGUGGCCUUCUCUGGUGACGGCAGCAGAUUCUUCACAAACUCGGAGGAUGGCGAGGUGUACGUGUGGGACGUGCGCAGCAGCAGGUGCAUCAACCGGUUUGCUGAUGACGGCUGCGUGAGGGGGACGUCCAUCGCCGCCUCUGCAGACGGACGCUUCCUGGCCUGCGGGUCUCAGUCAGGAGUGGUCAACAUCUACUCCCAGGAGGCGUGUCUUAGUUCAGCCAAUCCCAAGCCUCUGAAGGCGGUGAUGAACCUGCUGACCGCCGCCACCUCCCUCGCCUUCAACCCCACCUCAGAGAUCUUGGCGAUCGCCUCGCGGGAAGAGGACGACGCCGUCCGGCUGGUGCACCUCCGCAGCAUGUCGGUGUUUUCCAACUUCCCCGUGGCAAACAGGAAGUUGCUGCACCGAGCCGCCUGCCUGCACUUCUCCCCUCACAGCGGCUUCUUCUCAUUGGCUAACAACAAAGGCCACGCCCCCCUCUUCAGGUUGCUGCAUUACAAAGACUUCUAAGGGCCAUGCAGGGGGUGGAGCCUCUGCUGUGAGCGUCGGGGGAGGGGCUUCAGCGUGAGGAUCAGCUGACCUUCAUAGGAAUCGACGUGUUGGUUUGCUUCUGUUGUCGUGUCAGCAGUUAAUAAAGUUUUGACCAAAUAAACAUCCUUCUGGGGG
Molecule: messenger RNA, 1827 nt
Organism: Oryzias melastigma (Indian medaka)
Lineage: Eukaryota; Metazoa; Chordata; Actinopteri; Beloniformes; Adrianichthyidae
Gene: utp18
Product: UTP18 small subunit processome component
Exons: 13
Coding region: 139-1671 (510 amino acids)
Biological process (GO): rRNA processing
Cellular component (GO): Pwp2p-containing subcomplex of 90S preribosome; small-subunit processome
Molecular function (GO): protein binding
Source: RefSeq, a predicted model, not a curated record